AGGUGCGUCCUUCAGUUGACAGGAAACUGCCCUGCAAAGUCUGUGUCUCUGCUUAGUUCAUGUCUGGAUCAGUUCAAUGCGGGGACCACCACAGUGGCACUGAAACUAUUACAUUCUUCUCAUGCAGGUACCUCCAGCACCGCCUGUACCUCUGACACCCCCAGCACCUACAGUCCUUUCAGCUCCUUCAGUUUCUUCAGUUACAAACGAGUCUGCGCAGGAAGCAAAGACUGGAGGAAAGAGUUCUCCAUCAAGCAGCAUGAACAAGAGGGAGAAGAAAAUGACCAGUUCUCUUCAGCCUUCUGGGGAGAAGGUGUCAGGAAAGGAGGGGAGCCCCGUGGACAAACUAUCCAGACUCCAGCACGAGGUGUUCACGCUCACUGAGGAGCUCAAGUCACAAAAGGAGCUGGUGCGACUCCUUCACAAGGCCCUGGAGGCAGCACAGCAGGAGAAGAGGACCAGCAAACAGUUCCUGUCAGCAGCAGGGGAGCAGGAGCGGCUGGAACUGGUGCGGCACAAAGAGAGGUGUAUCGCGGACCUGGACGGCCGCCUGGAGGCCCUGCUCAAAGACAAGGAGGAGCUGGAGCAGCGGCUGGCCAUGCAGGACUGCCAAGUGAAUGAGCUGCAGCAGCACGUGCAGCUCAUGAUGGAGAAGAACAACGCCAAGCAGGAAGUCAUCCUCAAGCUCUCCGAGCAGCGUACCGUAGCCAACUCCAUGGGCACAGAGACCUUCUGCAGGCUGCAGGAGAAGAUUGAGCACCUCAAGUGUGCCUACCUGGAGGCCAAAAACUGCCAGAUUGAGAGCAAGUACCUGGUCGUGCUGCGCAGGCUGCAGGAGAGCAAAGGGCUGGACAGCAGUCAGCAGGAGAUGGUGAAAAGGCUCAUUGAGGACUCACUGCAGGGAGACAAGAAGGAUGGCUUUAAACUCAACCCUGUCAGUGAGUAUGACGACUAUGGAUUCAAGACCAUUCCUGAUUAUGAAGUAGAGGACGUGAAGCUCCUGGCCAAAAUCCAGGCCCUGGAGAUCCGUUCCAAGAACCUGCGCAACAAUGAGAUGGUGGACAAGCCUUUGCGGACAAGGUGGGCUAACUACCUGGCCAGCCGUCCCUUGGACCAGCUGGCUCCCUCCCCAGAGCUGAAGGGCCUGAUCCGGUGUGGGAUCCCUGUGGAGUACCGGGAGCAGGUGUGGCGCUGGAUCGUGAGGACACGGACGCAGGUCUCUAGGAAGUGGAAUCCCAAUCGCUACCAGGAGCUGAGGAAGCACUGCGAGGUGUCGGAGCACCUGGCCUCGCGGCAGAUCAGGCUGGACCUGCACCGCACCCUCACCAGCAAUAAGCACUUCUCCUCGCCCACCUCCGACGCAGUCCAAAAGCUGCAGCGCAUUCUGCUAGCCUUCUCCUGGCAAAACCCCACCAUCGGCUACUGCCAGGGCCUCAACAGGUUGGCAGCUAUUGCACUUUUAGUUCUGAAGGGUGAAGAGGAUGCCUUCUGGUGUCUGGUGGCUGUUGUUGAAAUCAUAAUGCCACAAGACUACUACAGCAAAACCCUCACUGCCUCUCAGGCUGAUCAGAGGGUGUUCCGUGACUUUCUUGCUGAGAAGAUGCCUCGCCUGAUGGCCCACUUCAAGGAGCACAGCAUCAAUCAUUCCCUCAUCACCUUCAACUGGUUCCUGGUGGUCUUCGUGGAAAGUCUGGUCAGCGACAUCCUGCUCAGAGCGUGGGAUGCUUUCCUCUAUGAGGGCACAAAGGUGAUAUUUCGCUAUGCACUGGCCCUCUUUAAGUACAAUGAAGAGGACAUUCUAAAAAUUCACGACAAUCUGGAAAUCUACCAAUACCUCCGUUUUUUCACCAAAACGAUCUCUGAUGGCAGGAAACUAAUGACCAUAGUGUUUAAUGAUAUGAACCCCUUCCCUAUGAAGCUGCUGAAGAACAGACGAGAGUUUCACAUGGAGAGGCUGACAGCCGAGCUGCUGGAGCUGGAGAGGAUACAGAAGGAGUUUGUGAAAGAACAACAAGUGGAGUGCAAAGACAAGGACCUGGACACUGCUGUCAACGAAGAUGAAGAAGUAAUACAGACUGCAGUUAGCUUGCAUCACACGUCCUGACGUUAUUGAAAAAUUACACAUCACUGAUACUAUUUAAACUAAUUUGUUUGCCUUAUUAUUCCCUGCUGUGGAAUAUAGUGGGGCUUACAUAUUGUGUAUGUCACACAUACAUCUAACUGUUAUCCUUUGUCUGUUGUUGAGUAUAUAGGUAUGUCAGACUUACAUUUUUACAUGUACAGUUCGGCUCUUAUUUUGUAAUGGCGCACGUAAUGUACCGACAUACUUGUUUUAGAGUCAACAAAUUAAGUUUACCAAACCUGUCAAAAUGCAGAAUAUUAAUGGAAAUAGGUGUGUUGGUAAUACACACACACUACAUCUCAGCAGUGUGGAGUAGUGGUUAGGGCUCCGGACUCUUGACCGGAGGGUCAUGGGUUCAAUCCCCGGUGGGGACACUGCUGCUGUACCCUUGAGCAAGGUACUUUACCUAGAUUGCUCCAGUAAAAAUCCAACUGUAUAAAUGGGUAAUUGUAUGUAAAAAUAAUGUGAUAUCUUGUAAGUCGCCCUGGAUAAGGGCGUCUGCUAAGAAAGAAAUUAUUAUUAUUAUUAUCUCUGAAUGCUUGACUUCAAAUCCAGUUUAAGUCACACAUGAAAGGAGUAUGGUGGUCCUAAGCCCUCGGCUUCCACAUCACAAAACCAACACACAGUGCAGCACAAUUGGCACAAAGGAUAAACCUGUUUCUUAUCUCAUAAAACAGCCUUUUACUAUAAUUAUCAUCUGUCAGUCUCUGAAUUUCUUCAAUCAGCAGUUCCAUUCCACUCAGAUCAGUUCAGUAAAUUAAUUAUUUUGUAGUUUCCCAAGAAAACAAAAACUCAUUGGAGAUCUUGAAAAUUAAUGUCUUGAAAUGUGAUUAAUUUAGGCCAGGCUAAUCUGAACAAGUACAGAGAUUCCAGUUACUUUUCAGACCGGCAACCAGGUUCCAGAUUUUCUAAACGAGACUAUCUCUGAAAUAAACUUAUUUUUUAUGCAUUGGUUGUUUGUUUAUAUUCCUGUAAAUUGCAUAGUUCAGUUAUUGCUAAGUUAAGUGGAAGACGUUGCUUUGUUUAAUUAUGUUAAAUUGUAUGGCAAUCCUUCAUGAUUUGCAUGAGUUCACUUAGGUUUAGAGGUACAGUUUUAAUUCAUGUACCUCUGAUAAACCUAAACUAAGUGACGAAAGCAAAAACACAAACGUUUUUUACUUGAGCUUGAAAAGGAAAAAAUAGGAUGAAUACAGUGCUAUAUAUACUGUGUGUGUGUAUAUGUGUGUGUGUAUAUAUAUAUAUAUAUAUAUAUAUAUAUAUAUAUAUAUAUAUAUAUAUAAUAUUAUUAUUUAUUUCUUAGCAGACGCCCUUAUCCAUAUAUAUAUAAUUGAUCGCUACAUAUAGAUUUUUCAACGCUGGUAAAAUGUUUAAUUCAGUAAUGAUUUUAAAAAUGUUUAUUUUUUAAGGGAUGCAAGACAUGUAACAACUUUGUGUCUAAAGUUUUUAAAUGCCAACUGUUAAAUAAAUAGAUUUAUGGAUAUUAUUAUUAUUAUUUAUUUCUUAGCAGACGCCCUAAUCCACGGCAACUUACAAUUGUUGCAAGAUAUCACAUUAUUUUUACAUACAAUUACCCAUUUAUACAGUUGGGUUUUUACUGGAGCAAUCUAGGUAAAGUACCUUGCUCAAGGGUACAACAGCAGUGUCCCCGACCGGGGAUUGAACCCAUGACCCUCCGGUCAAGAGUCCAGAGCCCUAACCACUACUCCACACUGCUGCCCU
Molecule: messenger RNA, 3841 nt
Organism: Acipenser ruthenus (sterlet)
Lineage: Eukaryota; Metazoa; Chordata; Actinopteri; Acipenseriformes; Acipenseridae
Product: TBC1 domain family member 2A-like
Exons: 9
Coding region: 122-2104 (660 amino acids)
Source: RefSeq, a predicted model, not a curated record